Peromyscus maniculatus bairdii (prairie deer mouse) is the source of this 4594-nucleotide messenger RNA. Lineage: Eukaryota; Metazoa; Chordata; Mammalia; Rodentia; Cricetidae. The record is from RefSeq and is a predicted model, not a curated record.
ACCGCCCAACGGCCACUGGACGUGGGUCUGUGAGCUCCAUCCUCACAGCCGGGGUGGGGCAGGGGACCGCCAGGGUGUCCCUUCUCUCCCUUCCUUUGUGACAUCGGCGGUGUGGCUCCCGAGGGAGGCAGAUGGGGGACCGAGCGUCCCCGUCCCAGUCCCCGUCCCAGUCCCCGUCCCUGUCCCCAUCCCCGUCCCCCACUACUCCCCAUCCCCCUACCCCGGGCUUACUGGUUUGGUUCAUCUUGGAGAUGCAGAAGCAGGAGAAGCAAAAGAGCAGGACCGCAACGAAGGCGAACAGAAAAAUGUUUAUUUCUUUGUGGGAGUUCUUCUAUGGGCACUUUUUCCGAUUUUGGAUGAAAUGGGUCUUACGACAGAUGACUGGAAAAUGUGAAUUGCAGCGAAUUUUCGACACCUAUGGAGGCGCACAGAGGACAUACAGGAUAGAAAAUUCCUUGACAUAUUCCAAGAGUAAGGUCCUCCAGAAUGCAACACGGGUUGCUGAGAGUGAACUGGACAGAUGUGUAGCAGACAUAAUGAAGGAAAAGAACAUCUGCCCCAAGAAAGACACCAGUUUUCAAAUCUGCAUGAGGACGUGCUUACUGCAGAUAACUGGCUAUAAGCAGCUCUACCAGGACGUAGAAAACGUGAGGAAAAAACCCUAUGAUUCUGGCAAUGCGCAGCAUGAGAAGCUGCUCCUCAAGCUCUGGAAUCUUCUGAUGCCUACGGAAAAGCUGAAGGCCCGAAUCUCUAAGCAGUGGGCGGACAUUGGUUUCCAAGGUGAUGAUCCCAAAACAGACUUCAGAGGCAUGGGCAUACUCGGCCUAAUCAAUCUUGUGUAUUUCAGUGAAAAGUACACCAGUGAGGCGCACCAGAUUCUUUCCCGUUCUAAUCAUCCCAAAUUAGGGUACUCUUAUGCAAUAGUUGGGAUCAACCUCACAGAGAUGGCUUAUAGCUUACUCAAGAGCGAAGCCUUGAAGCUUCAUCUCUACAACUUCGUUCCUGGGAUACCAACAAUGGAGCACUUCCACCAGUUUUACUGUUACCUUGUCUGUGAAUUUGACAAGUUUUGGCUUGAAGAAGAACCAGAAAGCAUUAUGUACUUCAACCUGUACAGAGAGAAGUUUCAUGAGAAGAUUAAAGGACUCUUAAUGGAUUACAAUGCUGUACUCACUUUGAAAACAUGAAACAUCAUACAUAGUGUCUUCUCUUUCUACCACGUUUUGCACAUACAGCAGAAUUUAUAUGUUAUAGAAAUUAUCUGAUCAACUACACUCUUAUAUAUAAUUUCCUACAGAAUACUUGAGAACUCUAUUUAAGAAAGCUAGUGGACAAUCAGUGUAUGUUUACAGUUGUUUAUACACUGUUCUCCACAGGUUCCGCACCCUUCCAAAGAGCCCUUCUGGAGUCACAUAAACUACAGUUUGGAACUUGGGACUUAACCUGUUAGUUUAAAAGUAUGAAUCAGGUAUAUUUAUAUUUAGCCAGUUGAUUAAAAUGUACACGAACCUCAUUUUUAGGUGUUGUAGCUCUCAAGCUGGUAUCACUCUCAAAAUUUCAGAACUCUCCAAGAUUAUUGUUCAGUCUGGAAGUGGGUUUUGAGUGUGCUUCUCUUUUUUAUUUCUAGACAGACAGGCACCAGGUGAGCCCUAAGGCUUUCUUUGAGUCUCAGCACUUGUCAGGAUGUCCUUUCUGUAGAGUGGGGGGAGCAUGGCUCUGUCAGAGGGUGAAGAACCAUGGCUUCCUUCUCUGAUGGCUGACCAUAACAGAAAAUGAGAGAAUGGUAGUGUGGGAGACUAGCUUUUCAUUUAUGAAUAACACACUUUAGAGGUCUUAUUUCAAGGUUUCUAAGCAUUUACUCUUGCUCAGUAUUUGCUUUUUAUCAGCUGUAUAGAGAACCUUCCUCACAGCUGUGAGGUCCUCUGUCUCUGCAUUAGUAAGGAGGUGCAUCUACUCAGAAAAUCCGGACUUUGGAAACAUGGUUUCUUUUAAGAUCAAACUGUCUUUGAAGCUUACACAGGAAGAAAACUUAGAGCUUUCUCAGAAUGUCUGUUUUCCAUCACUGGCGUGUUUGGCUUGCUCUUCACUUUUGCUUGCCCUUGCCUUGACUCUGGUGUUUCUGGGUAAUGUUGUGGGGACCCGAUUAACAGGCUGUGGGUGCCGUAGCCUGGACCAUGACUGUGCGUUUGUAUAGCUUUACUCCCCCCAAUCUCAGGAGGGCAGCAAGUACUUUUGGGGAUCAUACAUGAUGAGGUUUCCUCUUGGCAAGUUUUGGAGAUUUGUUCUCAGAGCAAAGUUAAAAGAGUCUAAAGUUAGGAAAGAUUAUUGGCUUGUGAGGCAGUUUUAUGUCCUGUGGAAACCGGUUGACAAUAUAAUAAUUUAAUCUCAAACAUGGUGAUAUUUUGCACAUCUUUUAAUAUCAGGUAUCUAAAGACUAGCUCAUGUGAUAGAGGAAGAUUUGGUAUUUUCCAACAGUUUGUUCAUGUCUUUUGAUAAGUUCCUGUCUUCACGCUGGUCGAAGAGAGAAUGGUACAGAUGUCCCACGGGAAAGCCACAGCUGUAGUGUUGCAUAGCACGUGCAUUACAAUACAUGGGUUAAAAUUGUUUUUCCUUAUGGAAGAUGAAACUUUUUCUAAAAGUAGGUUUGUUUUAUAAUACGAGAAAGGAUUUAGCUUUUCAGUAUUAUAGGAACUUAAUAAUUGAUUUCUUUUUUUUUUUUUUUUUUUGGUUUUUCGAGACAGGGUUUCUCUGUGUAGCUUUGCGCCUUUCCUGGAGCUCACUUGGUAGUCCAGGCUGGCCUCGAACUCACAGAGAUCCGCCUGGCUCUGCCUCCCGAGUGCUGGGAUUAAAGGCGUGCGCCACCACCGCCCGGCCAAUAAUUGAUUUCUUAUAGGGGACUUUCUCAACCCUGGUAAUAUAUUCAUUUCACUUUUGAAAAAUCUUUUGUUGUCCAUGUUUUAUGAUAUAUUGUAACAAAACCCUAACGAGGAGCAUAUGUCCGCCAUUACCAUUCAUUGUAUUAUAGUGUUAACUUUUCCAUGGAAAGCAGUUGUGUAAGUCUUUAACUUUUGCACUAAAAAUAGUUACCAUUUAUUUUAAUUUUUCAACAGCUUAGAUCUUGAACUGAUUGAACUCUUUAUCAGCCUAUUUAAUAAAAAGAGUACUUGAAAGGUGACGGAGGACAUUUUUAAGUAAUAAAGCAUUUCCCAGCAGAAAACCUCUAGUGAUAUUAAGGACAUGUCAUAGUUUAGUUAAUGUCACAGUCUUAAUUCUCCUUUGUUUGUACAUUACAGAUAUUGUUUGUUUUUUACUGAAAUUAUCAUUAACCAUUUCAGAUACACAGUGAACUGAUCUAUAAGCCAAUGACGGCUUCAGAGUUCUAGAAUUUGACCGUCACUGGUUGUACAUGAGACUGUGGCACGAACCCUCUGGCUGACAGUUUAGGCAAAUGCAGGGAGGAAGACACAGUUUCAAAGGUGCCAGAAUUAUGUAGUUUGAAAACCCAUGGGUAGGUCUUCAUCUGUGUCUAGAACUAGGAAAUGACAGCGCAGCAAUUGAUGGUCACAGCAUCAAAGUAGCAGGGAAGUUAUGUUCGUUUUAGUAGAAACAAAUCAAUGUGGAAAUGAAUUUUCGUAUGUGCGAGGUUGAAGAGAUUUUACCAGUGACAAGAGCAGCAUAAAAAUAUAACUGCAACAUUUCCAGUUCAGAUGCUUUCAAAGACAAUCUUUUUAAAAAUGGGAGACACCGGGGUCACUGAAUCCAGACCCGCCUCCUUGUAAAUAAAUGUAACAGUACAGCUAGGUAUAAAAAUGAAUUUCAACUGGCACCAUUUACAGUUUGGAAAUCAGAAUCUUUUUCUUAAUAAUCCCUACCCUGUUUUUUUUUCUUUCUAUUUUAGUAGCUACUUGGAUUUGUAUGUAUUUUUCUACGAAAAUGUAUGCACUCAUGAUUCUUCCUUCAGUGUUGGCCACCAUUCAUGCCGUUCUGUCCAUUGUGAAAGAGACUUUGAUUAAAAGCUUUGCUCAAGGGAAAAACCACACUACUUGGGUGUGAAAAGCACCUGCUCGUUUCUGUGGGAGGUGUCAUGGCACCGAAGAGCGGUGCCUGGAGGGUGAUAAUCUUGAUUCUCGUGAUCGUGACUGAGCACCAGCAGCUGGGUCCUCGGGAUAGAUGCCCUCUUCUAACCCAUGAAGAAUAUUGUGGCUGGUGAGGCUUUGUGUCACGUUCAUGUGUGGAGUCUCCACACAAGCAGCUUUUAAAUGGAGAUGAGUGGGCUUGUUCAUGCGUGAGAAAUAUCAUGCCUUGUGGUUUGGUUUUUUCUGCCUCCAGUUUUUGUUGAGAAAAAAAGUUUCAAAUGUAGUGUAGGUGGUACCCAACAACCACAUUACCUUUGGUAGGGUAGGUCUAUGUUUUUGUUAAAGUACUGACAAAUAUUUAAGCAGUAGUGUUCCCUGGAGGGAAAGUACUGGCUGGCAACUUAAAAUUUUGUCUAUUUUGCAUCAAGCAUUUGAGUUUCAAGUAAAAGCAAUAGUGUGAGAUGUGUUGUCCUUUUGUUUGUGAUGUUAAGUGAGAAAAUAAAAACAGCUGAAACUGU